Molecule: messenger RNA, 775 nt
Organism: Nicotiana tabacum (common tobacco)
Lineage: Eukaryota; Viridiplantae; Streptophyta; Magnoliopsida; Solanales; Solanaceae
Source: RefSeq, a predicted model, not a curated record
CCCAAUGGCCAAUCUUAACACCAUUUUAACACCCUCCAUGAUAUUAUGUACACUUUUUCUACACCUCUUUCUCUUUCCUUAUUCCACAUUUUCCUCAAUUAGUUCAAUUCAUGACCUUCUCAAAAGUAGAGGACUACCAGCUGGGCUAUUUCCAAAGAAUGUUGUAAAAUCAUAUAAUCUUGAUAAAAAUGGCCAUUUGGAAGUUUAUUUAGAAAGGCCAUGUGUUGCAAAAUUUGAGACAUGGGUGUUUUUUGACACUAUUGUUAAAGCUAAUCUUAGUUAUGGUGGAUUAAUUGGAUUAGAGGGUCUAUCUCAGGAAGAGCUUUUUCUUUGGUUGCCAGUGAAAGAUAUUAUAGUAUAUGAUCCUUCUUCUGGUUUGAUCUUGUUUGACAUUGGUUUGGCUCAUAAACAAAUAUCCCUUUCUCUUUUUGAAGAGCCUCCUCUUUGUACUCCUCAAGGUUUAUUAAUGGAGAAUGAUGGGAUUAAAGAGUCUGGAUUCAGAAUUGAUUCAAGAUUUUCCAGUCUCUAACUCUGUUAAGCUACUGAUUUUGCUACGGAAUUGUUGGCUUUGGCUUUAAUUUUUCUCCAAUUGAAGGCGGUUGAAGGCUUUGGAAACGACAAAGUGGAAUGAGAUUUUUUAUUUAGGUGCUUGUAGUAGGAUUGUAAAAAUAAUGGAAACUAACAAUAUAAAAAUUUUGGAAAGAAAAUGAGAAAAAUUUGAAUUUUUUGAAAUACUUUCUUGUUCAAAUAGAUAUAUGAGUCAUGAAAUACAAAA